AUGGUUAAAGUAUUACUUGCUAUCAGUUCAUACCACGGAAAAUUCUACCCAGAGGGUUCUAGAACAGGAGCUUAUCUCACUGAAGUGUUGGAACCAUUUUUAGAGUUUACCAAGAAAGGUUAUGACAUCACAAUUGCUUCCGAGACGGGGACCUUUGGCUGGGACAGCCACAGUGUCUUGUUUGAAGGAUUGACCUUCCAUUGGGGAAACAUCUACACUGCUUUUUUCAACAAAAACUCAAAAUUCAACAAAGCCAUGAAAAACGUCAGGAAAGCAUCUGAUGUCGAAGACGAACAUUUUGACAUCUUUUUCGCUAGUGCUGGACACGCCACCUUGUUUGACUACCCUACAGCUAAAUCGUUGCAAAAGAUUGCUGCUGAUACCUACAAUAAUGGUGGUGUUGUCACUGCAGUCUGUCACGGACCUGCCAUUUUCGAGAACCUCAUCAACCCAGCAACUGGAGAACCUUUGAUUAAAGGUAAGAAGAUUACCGGGUUCACUGAUCACGCAGAAAAGACUUUACACCUCACAAACUCAAUCAAGAAACACAAUUUGGUCACAAUGGAAGGUGUCGCUAAAAAGGAAGGAGCUACAUACGUGGCACCCAAAGGUGACUGGGAUUCAUUCACCGUUGUUGAUGGCAGAAUUGUGACUGGUGUCAACCCACAAUCAGCCCUUAAGGGUGCCAAAGACACUAUUGCCACUUACGAAAAGACCAGAAACCAGGCGAAAGCUGAAGAGUAA
Lodderomyces theae is the source of this 744-nucleotide messenger RNA. RefSeq names its product glutathione-independent methylglyoxalase (gene GLX3). The record is from RefSeq and is a predicted model, not a curated record. The transcript has a single exon. Gene Ontology annotation, molecular function: glyoxalase III activity. The coding region runs from base 1 to 744 and encodes 247 amino acids. Lineage: Eukaryota; Fungi; Ascomycota; Pichiomycetes; Serinales; Debaryomycetaceae.